CCAGAGCUGCCUCGGUGGAAGACGAGAAUGAAGUGCGGGACGACGAAGAUGCUCUUGUUGAAAAAGAAAAUGGUUCCGUAUCCCAUCUUCAGAACGGAAGAUUCCAUACUUUUGAACCGAAAAGAAGAACACUAACAGGCAGCCGGAGCAGCUUCAUGUCCUCUGUUUCUGCUCUUCCGCCGACUGCUUACGAAGGUAAGAGCUUCCGCCCGUCGGCCUCGACCUUGGAACAAGGAGCAGCUGGAGGUCGUGCACUGAGGAUCGGUAGUGGAG
This is a messenger RNA of Amoebophrya sp. A120, 273 nucleotides long. The record is from the annotation of a GenBank genome assembly. NCBI's taxonomy places the organism in Eukaryota, Dinophyceae, Syndiniales, Amoebophryaceae.